GUGAGCAUCUCGCAGUUAGAACUGCGUGAGAAAACAGCACUGACAGGCUUAUUUACAGGGUUUUCCAGAGUCUAGGGGUUUUAUUUUGUGUCUUUAGUGUUUACUGAGGCGUCUAACAUGCCUUUUCUCGGACAGGACUGGCGCUCGCCUGGUCAAAACUGGGUUAAAACCGAGGACGGCUGGAAAAAAACGACGAAAGACGAAAACGAGGCGAAUAACAACGUCUCUGAACGGCACUGUAAAGAAGAGGCCUACUAUAAAGAGAACCUGCUCCUCUCCAUUAACUAUGAUGUGGCCACAAAGAAGAGGAAGAAGGAUCUUCUGAACAACAACACAAAGAUUCCUUAUUUCCAUAAAGACCAGUGGAUCUAUGUCCACAAAGGGAGCACUAAAGAGCGCCAUGGCUAUUGCACUCUGGGAGAAGCUUUUAACCGCUUGGACUUCUGCAGUGCCAUCAAGGACACCAGGCGGUUUAAUUACGUCGUGAGGCUGCUGGAGCUGAUUGCCAAGUCCCAGCUGCCCUCGCUGAGUGGAGUGGCGCAGAAGAACUACAUGAACAUUCUGGAAAGAGUCGUGCAGAAAGUUCUGGAGGAUCAACAGAAUGUGAGGCCCAUUAAGGAGCUGCUGCAGACGCUGUACGUGUCGCUGUGCAGUCUGGUGCAGGACAUGGGGAAGUCAGUGCUGGUGGGAAACAUCAAUAUCUGGGUGCAUCGCAUGGAGAACAUCCUGCAGUGGCAGCAGCAGCUGGACAACAUUCAGAUCAACAGGCCCACAAACACUGGUAUGACUCUCCUGGAUCUGCCGGUCAGUCUACAGCUGAACAUCAUGCACCGCCUCUCAGACGGACGAGACCUGCUGAGUCUAGGGCAGGUUUGUCCUGAUCUGGGAGUGCUGACUGAAGACCGGCUGCUGUGGAAGAACCUGUGUCAGUACCACUUCACAGAAAGACAGAUCCGCAGGCGCCUCAUCGUAUCGGAUAAGGGACACCUGGAGUGGAAGAAAAUGUACUUUAAGCUGUGCCGAUGCUACCCACACAAAGAGCAGUACAGCGACACCUUGCAGUUUUGCACACACUGCCACAUCCUGUUCUGGAAGGACACAAACCAUCCCUGCACAGCCAACAAUCCCGAAAGCUGCACCAUUUCAGUGUCUCCACAAGGUUUCAUCAACCUCUUCAAGUUCUGAUUGGACACUUUUUUUUUUUUUUUCUUUCUUUCUUUUGUUUCCACUGUAUGUAAAUAGUGUAUAUAAUUAUCAAAAUGUGCAAUAGAUUUCUGGAAGGUUUAAGCAGGGAGGCUCAGUCCUGGAGAUCUUAAAACUGACAGAGUUGAGCUCCAACCCUGGUUUAAAGCUCUUCUUUAUUUAUCCAGGCGAUAAUAAAGAAGAUUCAGAGCUUCUAGAUAUUUGGUUAUGUUCAGACUGCCAAACCAAUUCAGAUUUUUUUUUUUUUUUUUUUUUUUUUUUUUUUAAAUACUUUUUUGGUAUAUUCAGAUUGUAUCUACAUGAAAUCGGAUUAUUGCAAAACGCAAUUCUAAUCAGCUGCAGUUUCUACAGAUGUGUCUCAGUCUGGACGCUUGAAUUAGACUUGAGUGUGUCUCUUGCAUUUGCUUAGAACACAAAAAACACCAACUUGUAUUUAUUUAUUUAUUUAGUUUUAAUCAAAAUAAAAAGUGAAACAUGAGCAGAGGGCCAGCUUAAAAAAAAAAAAAAAAGCUAAAGCCAAAUUACUUUUGGGAGAUCUGGACAAAAAAAAAAGAAAAAAGAGACACGGACUGAAUGCUGAAUGUUGAGGACAGUAAUAAGUGAUGUUUUUGGAUAAAUCUGAAAAAAAAAAUUAGUAAAUCAGUUCAAAAUGUGAAACUCAUAUAUUAUAUUGAUGUAUAACUCAAGCCAAAGGUUAUUUAAAGCAGCCGACUCACAUAAGUUUGUGAUGUCCAGAAAGGCAAAUCCCAAAUUAGAUCACUUAAAGAUCAAGACUGAUCUGAUUUAAGAAACGAAUCCAGAUUAAUGUGCCUGCAGUCUGAACACAGAUUUAGACAUAAGUGUGUUGGAUCUGAACUCUUAGAGCUGAAGGAAGAUCUUGAGGACCAGGGUUGAUCAGUUCUGGCAUAAAGGAGUACUGCAAUACUUUUUUUUUUUAAGUUUUGUUUUGUUAGUUUUUUUUCUACCUACUAUCUCUGCCUUGUGUGUAGCUGUUGACAGUUGACUAUCACAGACAAGGAUUUAGUGAAAAGCUGAAUCUGUUGAUGUGCAGUGCUUCAGAACCUGCGCACUGGCUUCCGUUACCAUAUUUAUUCCUUCCAGGUGACAUUUUUUUUUUGUUUGGAGUUUUGAGUUUGACUUGAAGACACAAUUACUUCAGUUAGAGAAGUGUUGGGAAGUACUUUUGGGAGAUCUGCACAAAAAAAAAGGGACACGGACUGAAUGUUUAAUAUUGAGGACAGUAAUGAGUGACGUUUUUGGAUGAAUCUGAAUGUGGAGGUGCAUCUCAUUCUUUAUAUAUUUUUUUAUCAUUGAAAAGUUACUUUAUUUCAGUAAAUCAGUUCAAAAUGUGAAACUUGUAUAUUAUAUAGAUGCGUUAAUAAAAAAAACCUAAAGUCAGUAUCUUAGAAAAUUAGAAUUGGUACUUUUGGCAGUGUGGGCAGUGUGCCAAGUCCUGCUGGAAAAUGAAAUCCCCAUAAACGUUGUCAGCAGAGGGAAGCAUAAAGUACUAUUUUUCUCUCCACUCUUCCUCCAGAUUCUGCUCCCUUGAUUUCCAAAUGAAAUUCUUAUUUAUUAUUAUUUUUUUUUUAAUUGGCUGUAAGUCAUAAUUAUAAUCAACAAUAAAAUAAUAAACAUUUAAAUUAGAUCAUAUAUAUAUAUAUAUAUAUAUAUAUAUAUAUAUAUAUAUAUAUAUAUAUAUAUGAGUUUUACGUUUUGACUUCAAUUUCUGAAAUAAAGUAAUUUUCAAUCAUUUUCUAUGAUGAUUUGGGAUUUGAGAUGCACCAGUAUAUGAGUGAAUGUAAUUUAUGUGUGUAAAGUUAAGUUUAAAGGGUAUUAUGCUUAUUCUGUUUGGGCAUGAAUAUGUUUACUUUAAGUGACGACAAUACAAUUAAUUAUAGAAAAUAAUAAUAAUGUAUGGUAAUAUAAAAAUAAUGUGCUUGUGCAAGAAGUAUGCAUUAUGCAGUUUGCCCUUAUGCUGCAAGGAUAGUGCACUAAUAAUAAUAAUAGCAACAUUAAUAUAUAAUAUUAAUAUCGUCGCUGUCCAAUGAAAAACACUUCUCUCCAAAACAGCAACAGGAGAGAGAGAGAAAAAAACUUUUAAACUUUUGUAUAGAUGUCAAUGUAAAAAGUUUAGAGUUUAUUUCAGGUCGUUUUGAAGAGUUUCUAUUGGUCCGUUCAUCAAGAAAUUUUGGCACAGUUAAAGGGACAGUUUGUCUGUUGAAAUUAUGUAGUAAAAUAUAUAUUUUUUUAUAGGACAGCGACGAUAUACUCUAGGAAUGUCUUUUUCCUGACUACAGUAACUACAGUUAACAGUGUAUCUGUAACUCCUGUUAGACUGUUAGACAUGUUUGGGUUUGUGAAAGCAUGCUGGUGCUUUUUCUCUUCUCUUUUUUCUUUUCUUUUUUUUAAUGUGUGGUAAAGACGAAGUAUGUUGGUAUGUUGGUACGUUUACCAAAGCUGUCAGUCAUAAUAGUGUAAUAGUGUGCAAAGACUUUUUCUAAGUAAGUUACCUUUUUUCCACUUUUAUACGUUUGAUAUUUUCCAGUUGUGUUUGUUUAAAUCUGUGUUGGUAAGAAAGUGGUUUAAGCAUACCUGUCAAGUCUCCCGUUUUGGCCGGGAAACUACCGUAUUUUACUCCUUUUCCCGCCGUCCUCCCGUAUAGUUUUUUUUUCGUAAAUUUCCCGUAUUAUAUGAAAAUGUAAAAAACUUAUUAUUGAGGCGACUGACCGCUGUGUGUUUCUUAACCAAUCGUCGUGCCGGUUCAAGGAUAAGUCCCGCCUUUCAAGAGAAACAGCCAAUCAGCUUGCUGGUUUUGCGGAGCGCAGAGCUAGUUGAAGGGUUUGUUAGUGUAAUUUGGUGUAAUUUAUUAUUUAAAAGGGGUAGAAGAUAUGGUUGAGCUGGAGAGAGAAAAUUUGUGGAGAGGACUGAAAUUAACUGAACUGAUCAAGUAUUUUAUAUUAUCAUAUAAAAGAGAGCGUUCCUGCCAAAAAAGUGAAGAUUUCAUGUAGAAAAGUUUUUUUUUUAGGCUGUAUUAUAAGAAAUACAUUUGUAGGAAUAUCCACAGCAUUUUAGUGUCAACAAAAGUAGACCGAUUACAUUCUGAUAAUCUAAUUGUAUUUUGUAAGUUGUUUACAAUGUAAAGGAUACCUAACCUCAGUUGGGCUGGUGGGACGGCUCAAAGCGGGUGGCGGAAAAUUUCCCUUAUUUUUAAAUCCAAAACUUGACAGGUAUGUUUAAGUGGUAAAGGGUGCAGCGCGAGCGGAUACUUGACUCUAUUAUGACCUGUUGUUAGGACACUAAAGCCUAGUCUAAUUUAAGGUGCCUUAAUCCAUCAAUAACUGAGUAAAAGUUAGACACAUGGACUCCUGUGCAUUUAUUACUACGCUCUACAAUAAUGAUACAUGUCUUAUUUGUUUUAUUUUUUAUUAUUAUUUAAAUGGCAUGAUUUUUUUUUUUUACUGUAUCAUGAAAAAAAAACCCUUCCUGACUAAACCACUUGCAUGAAUUUCUGAAUUUUAAAACCAAAGAUCUUCUCCUUAGAUUCAUUAGAUUAAAUACAGGCAAUGGCUGGCUGUUAUUCUGAACAGGAGAAGCCAAGGGCGCCCUGGACGCGAUGUUCUAACACUCCUGUUCAGUCCUUUAUGGUUAUGCAAACAACAAAGAUGCUUUGUGAAGAGCGAGCCAAAAGAGUCAUGAGUCUUGAUGAUGCUGAAAAUAAACCAAGUUCCUCUGAUGA
This is a messenger RNA of Astyanax mexicanus (Mexican tetra), 4939 nucleotides long. It is a transcript of the gene fbxo32, whose product is annotated as F-box protein 32. The record is from RefSeq and is a predicted model, not a curated record. Gene Ontology annotation, molecular function: protein binding. Gene Ontology annotation, cellular component: cytoplasm; nucleus; SCF ubiquitin ligase complex. The coding region runs from base 118 to 1185 and encodes 355 amino acids. NCBI's taxonomy places the organism in Eukaryota, Metazoa, Chordata, Actinopteri, Characiformes, Acestrorhamphidae. Gene Ontology annotation, biological process: protein ubiquitination. The transcript is spliced from 9 exons.